GAGGGCAACGCCUCACAGCACCGGGAGUCUCUCUCUAUCUCCAUCUCUCUCUCUCUUUCCCCCCUUCCUCUGUCUCUGAAGCGUAAAAACCAAAGGACUCACAUCUCCCAUUCAGUCUCUUCUGUAUGUGGCAGAAUUAAGGCGACUCUCACGUUUUUUAAGCCGCUCUUUUCCUCACUGUCUAGAUUUCUUCUCCUUUUUUUAACCCAUGUAACAUCUCUGCUGUCCAAAAGGAUAAACUGUUGAUUGAAAACCAGGAUUAUUUUUGUUGCUCCUGGUCCUCCACGAGGCCACAUCGUUUACUUGGAGUCAUCUUUGUUCUUGUGCUCACAGCUGCUGAGUGUACAGUGGCUGCUAUAGUGGGGAAAUAGGUUAGUGUGUCUGUUUGGUGCCAGGCAGCAGAGGUGACUGAAUGUUAAGUGCACGGAGGAGACGGAGAGGAGAGGGAUGCCUUCCUGGUGACAGCGCUUUGUAGCCCUGUGACCGUUUGGCGAGAAGGUGACCAAGGAUGCUUUCACUGGACUCUCACCUUUAGCGAACGUGUCGGUGACAAAUCUGAAGACGACAAAGCAAAUAUCACAGCGACAUAAGACAGCCACACAUUUUUUUUCCCAAGUGGUGGAGCAGAGCUGACCCGUGUGUCUGCUGUAAGCGGACACUAUGGAUAUCAACCUUCAGUCUCACAGAUUUUACUUCCCUCAUAUCUACUGUGCCGAGCCCGGGGCUCAGCCACAGCUGACCGAGUUCAAAGUCAGUGAGCAGAGCAUCUGUCAGGCGCGAGCCUCCGUCAUGGUCUAUGAUGACACCAGUAAGAAGUGGGUACCCAUCAAACCUGGACAGCAGGGAUUCAGCCGCAUCAACAUCUACCACAACACUGCCAACAACACGUUCAGAGUGGUGGGCGUCAAACUGCAGGACCAGCAGGUGGUAAUCAAUUACUCCAUAGUUAAGGGGCUCAAGUACAACCAGGCCACCCCGACCUUCCACCAGUGGCGGGAUGCCAGGCAGGUUUAUGGCCUCAAUUUCGCCAGCAAGGAGGAAGCGACCACCUUCUCCAACGCCAUGCUCUUUGCCCUCAACGUGCUCAGUGCUCAGGAUGGAGGUCCAGCUGUCCAGCGCCAAGUCCAGAAUGGGCCGACAUCAGAUGAGAUAGAUGCUCAGAGAGCGAGGCAGAUGAUGGAGCAGCAGCAGCAACAGCAGAUGCAGGCACACAUGGAGCGGGAGCGACGGUCCUCUAACUCAGGUUCUCCUUUCCAAGGCCAUGCUGCUGUGCUCUCUGUGGCCCCACCAGUAGCACCUCCCCCAAUGAACAUGUGUGGCCCGCCUCCCCCAAUGAACAUGUGUGGCCCGCCUCCUCCGAUGAACAUGUGUGGCCCGCCUCCCCCAAUGAACAUGGGUGGCCCACCUCCUCCUCCACCACCACCAGGACCUCCUCCACCUUCAGCAGGUGCAUCCCAACCUCCACCGGGGGACGAGUCCUCCUCAGCAACGGGACUUGCUGCUAUGAUUGCUGGAGCCAAACUGCGCCGCGUUCAAAGACCGGAGGACAGCUCUUCAGGCACCAAAAACGAAGCCAACCGAACAAGUGGAGGGAGCGGGGGACUGAUGGAGGAGAUGAACGCUCUGUUGGCACGAAGAAGAAAAGCAGCUUCAGAGAAGCCUGAAGACAGCCAAAAUGACGAUCCAAAUUCUCCAUCACCCAGUACCCGGGGUGGACAAAACGCCACAGAUGGUGCAAAAAAGCCGUGGGACCGAGCAAACUCUGCAGACAGAUCAAUGGUUUCUCGGGUACGGCCUGUGGGGAGUGGUAGUGACACAGACUCGUUAGACCUCGACAGAAUGAAACAGGAAAUCUUGGAAGAGGUGUUUCGUGAAUUGCACAAAGUGAAGGAUGAAAUCAUUGAUGCCAUUAGACAUGAACUCAGUCGAAUUAGCACGACAUAAUCUUUCAGAGCCACUUUUCCCCGACAUCAACCACUUUGUUGAACCAUUGCCCGUACAACAGCUGCUGUGGCCCUGAGGAGGAGGAGGAGGAGGAGAAGUCAGGAGCCACAGUGGCCCUAACUGUGACAUCCAUUCACCCUGAUCAGCUGUGGUGUUGGAGCAACGCAGCAUUGUUGAUCUAACACCUCAGACAUGUAUGUUUAUGUUUGUAUUGGAGACAGAUGUGAAUGGGGCACUCUCGCACUGAUUACUCUGAUUUCUUGACAUUUUCUGUCUGUCUGUUGGCCUAGUUCACCCCUCUGUCCUCAGCCCAAAGGAAAAUUUAUAUGACUUUAUUUGCUUUGGGGUUUUUUCUCCCCCCACUGUUUUUUUUAAUUAUUAUUAUUACUAUCAAUUCCAUUCUUGUUACUGUCAUUUUUAUGAUUGUAAAUGUAUUGUUAAUAUGAGUAUAUGAGUAGUAGUAGUGUAGAGAGAGCAAUGGUAACAAUGAGGAAAUGAUAAUGAGAAUAUGAUAGUAAUGGUGAUCAUUAUUACACAUCAUUUUAUGUCAGUCUUAUUUUAGAUUGGUUUGUUUAAGAUACACCUAUGAGCACAUCAAAAUUGUUUAUCAUCAUUAGACCUUAAACAUUAAAACAAAAACAAAAAAGUUUUUAUCCUUUUUGCCAGCACAGUUAUGUGUGGAACCAUGGCAGAAAAAAAACAGGCAUGGACCUGACACCAAUGGUGGAAUAAACCUCUUUGGAUAUUGCAAUGGUAUGAAAAAAGAAAAGAAAAAAAAAAUACACCAGAGUAUUUGUGAUCAUGUUGUUAAUAAAAUGUUUAUUGGCUGCAAGGAUAUGGUGAAGUAUUGUUCAUUUUAUUCUAUCCUUUUAUGACAAAAGUGCUUCCUGGUUUGAAAAAAAGAAGAAGAAACGCACUGAGUUUAAAAUGAAUUCAAAUAAAACUGUGAACAAUGUCUUGGAUAAAUGAG
Molecule: messenger RNA, 2914 nt
Organism: Solea senegalensis (Senegalese sole)
Lineage: Eukaryota; Metazoa; Chordata; Actinopteri; Pleuronectiformes; Soleidae
Gene: evlb
Product: Enah/Vasp-like b
Exons: 13
Coding region: 661-1944 (427 amino acids)
Biological process (GO): positive regulation of actin filament polymerization; actin polymerization or depolymerization; protein homotetramerization
Cellular component (GO): cytoskeleton
Molecular function (GO): SH3 domain binding; actin binding; profilin binding
Source: RefSeq, a predicted model, not a curated record